AUGUCCAACUCCAGUUUCUCUGCAGUGUCCAAUCACAGCUCACUGCAUGGAAACCUGCAAAGACCCAUGACAGUGUUCAGCGUCCUUACCUUCACCUUGUUGGCCAUGCUGGUUUUGGCCACAUUCGUGUGGAACAUGCUGGUCCUUGUGACCAUCCUAAGGGUCCGCACUUUCCAUCGUGUCCCUCACAACCUAGUGGCCUCCAUGGCCAUCUCGGACGUCAUGGUGGCUGGACUGGUGAUGCCCCUGAGCCUUGUCCGGGAAUUAUACGGCCACCGGUGGAUCCUCGGGAGAGCUCUCUGUCAAAUGUGGAUCUCCUUUGACGUGCUCUGCUGCACAGCCAGUAUCUGGAAUGUUACCGCCAUUGCACUUGAUCGCUAUUGGUCCAUCACGCGGCACCUUGAGUACACACUUAAGAGACGCAAGAGGAUCUCCAAUGUGAUGAUUGGACUUACAUGGAUGCUCUCCUCUAUCAUAUCCUUCUCACCUCAGUUUGGUUGGGGAGAGACGUACUCUGAGGAAGCGAUGGAGUGCCAGGUGAGCCAGGAGCCGUCCUACACUAUCUUCUCCACCUUUGGCGCUUUCUAUUUGCCGCUCUGUGUCGUGUUAUUCGUCUACUGGAAGAUCUAUAAAGCAGCCAAGUUUCGCAUUGGCUCCAAGAAGAACAACACUGUUAGUCCAGCUCCGGAGGCUGUCGAGGCGAAGGAGGCGACUCGGCAGCGUCCCCAGACAGCGUUUACGGUCCGUCACGCCACCGUAACAUUCCAGACAGACAGUGAGACGUGGCGGGAGCAGAAGGAACGUCGUGCUGCACUGAUGGUCGGGAUCCUGAUCGGGGUUUUUGUCCUCUGCUGGAUCCCCUUCUUCCUAACCGAACUGAUCACCCCGCUCUUCUCAUGGCACAUACCACCCGCAUGGAAGAGCGUCUUCCUCUGGCUCGGCUACUCCAACUCGUUCUUUAAUCCACUCAUCUACACAGCCUUUAACAAGAACUACAACAGUGCCUUCCGGAACCUCUUCAACAAGCAGCGUUGA
Messenger RNA from Neoarius graeffei (lesser salmon catfish), 1035 nucleotides. RefSeq names its product 5-hydroxytryptamine (serotonin) receptor 5A, genome duplicate a (gene htr5aa). Gene Ontology annotation, cellular component: plasma membrane. The record is from RefSeq and is a predicted model, not a curated record. The transcript is spliced from 2 exons. Lineage: Eukaryota; Metazoa; Chordata; Actinopteri; Siluriformes; Ariidae. Gene Ontology annotation, molecular function: G protein-coupled serotonin receptor activity. The coding region runs from base 1 to 1035 and encodes 344 amino acids. Gene Ontology annotation, biological process: adenylate cyclase-activating adrenergic receptor signaling pathway.